UUACGUCAAAUGUCAUUACUGUACGUCUUAAUUCUUGAUGUUUUCGAUUUUUGAACGAACCAAAAUCGAGUUGGUUUGUUCGCGGACAGGGUUUCGCAAUAAUUAAUUAAAUUAUAACUAAUAAUCAUGUUGUCCAGCCUAAGGUCUGGAGUUAACAGCUUGUGGAGGGUGUCUUCGCGAGCCCUGCAGACAUCAUCUACUCUUCAACAUGAUAGUUUGUUCGUGCACAGAGAUACCCCCGAGGACAACCCUAAUAUUCCAUUCGAAUUCACAUCAGAAAACAAACAGAGAAUCGAUGCUCUCUUAGCAAUUUAUCCCGAGGGCCAUAAACGUGGCGCCAUGAUCCCCCUGUUGGAUUUAGCUCAACGUCAAAAUGGUGGUUGGCUGCCUAUAUCGGCUAUGCACAAGGUAGCUGAAAUAUUGAACCUCCCGCGUAUGAGAGUGUAUGAAGUGGCCACAUUCUAUACAAUGUUUAUUAGGAAGCCAAUUGGCAAGUACCAUGUGCAAAUUUGCACUACCACUCCUUGCUGGUUGAGAGGAUCGGACGCUGUUCUGAAGGCAAUUAAGGAUGCAACAGGCUGUGAGGUUGGUGGGAACAGCCCUUGCGGAAAGUUCUCUUUGUCUGAGGUGGAGUGCUUAGGAGCCUGUGUUAAUGCACCAAUGUUACAAAUCAACGAUGAUUAUUAUGAGGAUCUCACAGUCGACGAUACUAAGGAAAUUAUCGAAAAGCUGAAGAAGGAUGAAAAACCAAAACCCGGACCUAGGAGCGGUCGUUUCGCAUCAGAACCUCUCGGGGGACUCACAUCCUUGACUGAAGAACCAACUGGCCCUGGUUUCGGACUACAGGACGCGUUGAAGGCGUAAAAUAUUGUAAAAUAAAUAUUUAAAUAAAUCAUGUUAGAUUGUAA
Messenger RNA from Zerene cesonia (dogface butterfly), 908 nucleotides. It is a transcript of the gene ND-24, whose product is annotated as NADH dehydrogenase [ubiquinone] flavoprotein 2, mitochondrial. The record is from RefSeq and is a predicted model, not a curated record. Gene Ontology annotation, biological process: mitochondrial electron transport, NADH to ubiquinone. NCBI's taxonomy places the organism in Eukaryota, Metazoa, Arthropoda, Insecta, Lepidoptera, Pieridae. Bases 127 to 864 code for a protein of 245 amino acids. The transcript has 7 exons. Gene Ontology annotation, molecular function: NADH dehydrogenase activity.